AACUCUUCUUCUCUUCUCUACCGUGGACUUUCUCUUCAAACCCAGAAAACCAUUCUGUGCUCCGAAAUGGAGGUUCAUACUCAGAGCCUCUCGGGUUUCGCCACCCUCCAGUCAAAGCCUCCAUCUCCAUUCUCCUACUCCCCCAACGGCGUCCUCCACUCCCGCGACUUCCCCACCUCCGAGUUGUCCCCCAAAUGCGAGGCCGUGAGUCCCAAGGCGAGUGAGGCGGACGCGCUUGGGGGAGAAGGGUCCGAGUCCAAAGCGGCCGUGAAGCUCCAGAAGGUCUACAGGAGUUACCGCACCCGGCGCAGGCUGGCUGACUCUGCCGUCGUCGCUGAAGAGCUGUGGUGGCAAGCGAUAGACUAUGCGAGACUGAAUCACAGCACCAUUUCUUUCUUUAAUUUCUUGAAGCCCGAGUCUGUGGCUUCACGCUGGAAGCGUUUUAGCUUGAAUGCCUCUAAGGUGGGAAAGGGGUUGUCUAAAGAUGCCAAAGCACAACAACUGGCUUUUCAGCACUGGAUUGAAGCUAUUGAUCCAAGACACAGGUAUGGGCAUAGCUUGCAUGUGUAUUAUGAAGAAUGGUGUAAAGCAGAUGCUGGUCAGCCAUUUUUUUACUGGUUGGAUGUAGGAGAAGGUAAAGAGCUUGAUCUCAAGAAGUGCCCAAGAUCAGAGCUUCGACAACAAUGCAUUAGAUAUCUUGGACCUCACGAGAGAAUACAUUACGAGUAUGUUGUUGCUGAUGGGCAAAUUAUUCACUCACAAACUGGAGAGCUACUGGAUACAAAUGAGGGAUCGAAAGCCAAGUGGAUCUUUGUUAUGAGCACCACUAAGAAACUCUAUGCUGGUGAAAAAAAGAAAGGAGUUUUCCAUCAUUCUAGCUUCUUGGCUGGAGGAGUGACAAUAGCUGCCGGAAGGCUAGCGGUAGAGCAUGGAAUUCUGAAGUCAAUUUCUGCAUAUAGUGGACAUUAUCGACCCACUGAUGACCGUCUUGAUAGCUUCUUAUCAUUUCUCAAGGAAAAUGGCGUGAACCUUGAUGAAGUUGAGAUACGCAAGGCAAAUGAAGAUUCAGAAAAGUAUGAUGGCAAGUCUAAUAAAGGUGGGACUACAUUUAAAUUUCCAACCAACUCUGAAGCUCCUACUGAACCUGAGAUACCAGAAGAAGCGGAAAACACCCAAGUCUUGGAAUCCACUGAUGGUCCCGAGACCAAAGCUAAUUACCAAAGAACUUUAUCUGGCGGUCUUCAGAGUCCAAGAGCUGAAGUACCUCAGAACAAGAUACUGCAGAGGAUCAACUCCAAGAAGCAAGCCAAAUCAUACCAACUUGGGCAUCAACUAUCCCUCAAGUGGUCAACGGGAGCUGGACCAAGAAUUGGUUGUGUUGCUGAUUAUCCAGUAGAACUGAGAAUGCAGGCUUUGGAGUUUGUCAAUCUAUCUCCAAGAUCACCCCCAACACCAUCCUACAGGAGGUUUGCUGGUCUCGCUUCGCCUACAUCUGGCCUCACAUCACCUACAUCCAUUUCCACCUCAGAUAUCAACCAUGGUGAUUUGACCUCUGGUGAUUGAACAUAUGAUCACUUAGUUUUAUACACUUUGCCUAAUGGAUGUUUUAGCGAAUGUGGAAUAAUCAUGUAUCUGAUCAGUUUCCUGUCAACUUUUAGAGUGGUAUUUCCUUAUCUUAGUUAUAUCUUGUCGUCAAUAUCAUGUUUCAUGGUCACUACUGGUUCUGGUUCUGUUUGAUCCACUAUGAUAUCAAAAGUCAGCC
Messenger RNA from Fragaria vesca subsp. vesca, 1762 nucleotides. RefSeq lists its product as uncharacterized. NCBI's taxonomy places the organism in Eukaryota, Viridiplantae, Streptophyta, Magnoliopsida, Rosales, Rosaceae. The transcript has 9 exons. Bases 67 to 1563 code for a protein of 498 amino acids. Gene Ontology annotation, molecular function: protein binding. The record is from RefSeq and is a predicted model, not a curated record.